Triplophysa rosa is the source of this 2649-nucleotide messenger RNA. RefSeq names its product multiple endocrine neoplasia I (gene men1). The record is from RefSeq and is a predicted model, not a curated record. Gene Ontology annotation, biological process: negative regulation of cell cycle; negative regulation of cell population proliferation; regulation of transcription by RNA polymerase II. The transcript has 10 exons. Lineage: Eukaryota; Metazoa; Chordata; Actinopteri; Cypriniformes; Nemacheilidae. The coding region runs from base 686 to 2533 and encodes 615 amino acids. Gene Ontology annotation, molecular function: transcription cis-regulatory region binding; chromatin binding; Y-form DNA binding. Gene Ontology annotation, cellular component: histone methyltransferase complex; nucleus; chromatin.
GGUCAGCACGAACCGGAUAGGAUUUUGGAGGUGCUUCCGGCACAAAUUAAGCCCUGGAUAAGAGGUAAUGAAAUGGUUGAUAAAUUGGCAAAGCAGGCAUUAGAAUAAUAAGUUAUGAAUAUCUCACUUGGUAAACAAGAAGCGAAAGGAAUAAUUAAAACAUAUGGCAAUAAAGAAUAGCAACAAAUAUGGGACACAAGGACUGGACGUCAACUCUAUGAAAUUCAUCAAGAAGUAGGAGUAGUGAGAGUAACUAAAAGAAGCAAUAUAGAGGAAAACAUUUUAACAAGAUUAAGAGUUGGGCAUACAAAUCUUAACAAAACUUAAAAACUGUUAAAUAAGCAUCCAACUGGUUUGUGUGAUUUUUGGGGUAGGAGGAAUUUCUGGUCCACACUCUUUCACAGUAGGUGGCGAUAUUGCACCUUAACGUUGGUGCUACCCGCCACAAAACUGCAACAAGAAGAAGAAGGGAACAGGAAGUGUUGUUAUAUCGCUGAUAUCGGCGUAAUAUGAACAAGCCUAAAUCGGUGUUUAGAAGUGCGAACUAAUUGUAUAUUUGUCUUUUCUUAGUGUCUGUCCCUCCUCGACUGCGCGGCAAAAAUCACGGGAAAAACAAAAGCAUGUGGAUAUAAUUCCAACAAAGCUUACAUUAGACUUCAGAUCUUCAGCAACUCAUUCGUUAACCAUGGGGCUGCGGUCAGCUCAGAAGAAGCAUUUCCCUCUCAGAGGAAUUGAUGGAGUGGUGCAUCUCUUCCAGACUGAGCUUAGCAAGCCGGAGCCAGACCUGGCCUUGUUGUCCCUUGUGCUGGGUUUUGUAGAGCACUUCCUGGCUGUCAACAGAGUUGUUCCUGUCAAUGUCCCAGGGGUUUGCUUCGAACCUCUGAAACCUGACAUCCUUAACUCUUGUCUUCCGACCGUGGAAGUGAAUCUUAUAUCUGCCCUCUAUGAACGUUUCACGGCCCAGAUCCGUGGUGCUGUGGACCUGUCGCAGUUUCGCAGGCCUGCUGGAGGGUCCAGCCGUGAGCUGGUGAAGAAAGUUUCGGAUGUGAUCUGGAAUAGUCUUAGCCGGUCAUAUUUCAAGGACAGAGCACACAUACAGUCUCUGUUCAGUCUCAUCACAGGCACCAAGUUGGACAGCUCAGGAGUAGCAUUUGCUGUGGUUGCUGCAUGUCAGGUAUUGGGUCUGAAGGAUGUUCAUCUUGCCCUCUCUGAAGACCAUGCCUGGGUAAUCUUUGGCAAAGGUGGUGAAGAGACAGCAGAGGUCACCUGGCAUGGAAAGGGCAACGAAGACAGAAGAGGUCAGACUGUCAAUGCUGGAGUCAGUGAGAGGAGCUGGCUGUAUCUUAAAGGUUCCUAUAUGAAGUGUAACAGGAAUAUGGAAGUAGCAUUCAUGGUCUGUGCCAUUAACCCAUCUCUAGAUUUGCACACAGACAGUACAGAGUUACUGCAGCUCCAGCAGAGGCUCCUAUGGCUGUUGUAUAAUCGAGGUGAUUUGGAGAGGUAUCCUAUGGCAAUGGGCACUUUAGCUGACCUUGAAGAUCAGGAACCCAUGACUAGCAGCGAAAGCCCUCUAUCUAUUCACCUGAAGGCUGUCGACUCUGCUAAAAAAUAUUACAACAACGAGCACAUCUACCCUUUCAUGUAUCUGGCAGGAUACCAUUACAGGCACAGAAAUGUUCAGGAGGCUUUGGGAGCUUGGGCAGAGGCUGCAUCAGUGAUGCAAGAUUACAAUUACUGUCGAGAAGAUGAGGAGAUCUAUAAGGAGUUUUUUGACAUUGCUAAUGAUGUCAUUCCCACGCUUCUUAAAGAGACCGCAUCAGCUGCUGAAAGUGGAGAAGAGGCUGAGGGGACAGGAAAGGACCAUCCCAAACAGGUGGCUGCCUUAUCUGCCCUUCAGGACCCAGAGUGUUUUGCUUGCUUAUUACGGUUUUAUGAUGGGAUCUGCAAAUGGGAAGAGGGAAGUCCUACACCAGUGCUUCAUGUAGGCUGGGCUACAUACUUGGUGCAGUCCCUCAGUCGCUUUGAUGCACAGAUUAGACAAAAAGUGUCAAUCAUCACCAAAGAUAUAGAACCCUUGGACGAUGAUGACCAGUCUAGUGAGGACCCACGUGAGGGACGUAGACGGGGCCCAAGACGAGAAUCCAAGCUAGAUGAACAAGCAGGACCAUCGCCUCUAGGUGCAGCCUUGCCCCCUCAAAAUCCUGUUACCAGAAAAGUGGGAGGAGAAGGAGGACGAAGGCGAUCCUCUGCUGGAGGUCGAGGGAAAGAAGCGGACGGGAAAAAUGAGCCGUCAUCACCAAGUCCCACACCUUCACCUCACCAACCAACCACAGUUCUGGGAGGGCCGGUGGUGGUUUUCCAUAGUGAGAAGAUGAAGGGUAUGAAGGAGCUGCUCUCUGCAGCCAAGAUCAACUCUAGUGCCAUUAAAUUGCAGCUCACAGCCCAGUCCCAAGUCCAGAUGAAAAGACAAAAACCCACACCUUCUGGAGAUUACACAUUGUCCUUCAUGAAGCGCCCUCGCAAAACUCUUUAAAAUCCACAUUGAGAGUUAUUUUAACAGUUAGUAUUUAGUUAGUCAUUAGUAUGACUGACCGAAGACUUGAGACAAAUGUUUUGAUGAAGCAAUAAAUGGUUGAAUUUUCCAUCUCA